Molecule: messenger RNA, 973 nt
Organism: Hyposmocoma kahamanoa
Lineage: Eukaryota; Metazoa; Arthropoda; Insecta; Lepidoptera; Cosmopterigidae
Product: proton-coupled amino acid transporter-like protein pathetic
Exons: 6
Coding region: 110-973 (287 amino acids)
Biological process (GO): amino acid transmembrane transport
Cellular component (GO): vacuolar membrane
Molecular function (GO): amino acid transmembrane transporter activity
Source: RefSeq, a predicted model, not a curated record
UCAGCUUAUCCGUAUAGAUAGCCCCAAAGGAAAAAAUCUAGAGGUAUGAUGUCACAAGAUCUAGACGGCCAACUGACCGAUAGUCAUUGCUAAAUCUUUCAUAUCUAUAAUGAGAGACUUCGAUCACCAUGAUAUUAAUUUACGAAUAGUGCUGUUAGUAGUACUAAUACCGUGUGUUCUUAUUUGUAUGAUACUGAGUCUCAAGUACUUGGCACCACUCUCUAUACUUGCCAAUGUAUUUAUCUUGGUUGUCGUCCUCUCGUGUGUUUCUUUUGGGAUCAAAAAUAGGAUUGAGUAUCCAGAUACUGAAACAAAACCAAUAAAAAGUUUUGGAGGUGUAAUGAAGUUUAUUGGGGUUUGCAUAUUUAGUAUGGAAGGAGUCGGGGUCACACUACCGAUUGAGAAUUCUAUGGCACGACCGACCUUGAUGCCGCGCGUAAUUAUAAUUGGUAUGACAAUUGUCUGUUCAUUAGUUAUAUUAUCCGGCUUUUUUGGGUACUGGGGCUUUGGAGAGAAUCCAGCUGAACCAAUCACAAAUGCUUUUCCGAAAAAUUGGUACACAAUUGCACUGAAGAUUGCAAUGAUAUUAAUGAUAUGGAUUACUUUUGCCCUUAACUUCUGGGUACCAUUCAACCUUGUUUGGGUUUAUUUAAAAAAGAGACAUACAAAAAGAUUAGCAUUGUGGGAACGGAUUUAUAGAGCUAUAUUCAUCAUUGUAAUUACUUCUAUUGCUAUUGCAUUUCCCAGUGUCACGGCUCUUAUGGGUGUGAUCGGUGCCGUCUGCCUAUCGAACAUGGGCUUUAUAUAUCCGGCCUUCAUCGAAUUAAUGUUAGACUGGGAGACACCUGGACUAGGAUAUUUAAAGUGGAGACUUUGGAAAUUUGCUGCCAUAUCUCUUUUUGGACUAUUUAUUAUGUUCCUCAGUGCAUACUUCAAUGGAAGGGAUUUGAUUAGAGUGGCUAUCUCGAAGUAA